Messenger RNA from Xenia sp. Carnegie-2017, 966 nucleotides. RefSeq lists its product as uncharacterized. The record is from RefSeq and is a predicted model, not a curated record. The transcript is spliced from 2 exons. Bases 121 to 678 code for a protein of 185 amino acids. Lineage: Eukaryota; Metazoa; Cnidaria; Anthozoa; Malacalcyonacea; Xeniidae.
CUCAUACCUCGUUUACAGGAGAGACCCAACAAGUCAUACAACUUUACCCGCGCCGUUUGGGAUUUUGUAUUUUACGGUCCUGAUUUUUCUACCAAUGUAGCCGAUGAGAGCCGGGAAGAAAUGGGAAAGAAACAAGACAUGUCAACGUUGAUUCAAAUGGUUAAAGAACUGCAAAGGCAGAAUGCUGUUUUGCAAAAUAAAAUGUUAGAGAUUCAAAACGAGUUUACAAUGGAAAGGAAUCGUAGAUCAAUCGAGUAUGUCCGAAUGAGUCAAGAUAAACAAAACGCUACUACUCAAUUUCGAGGUUACAGUGAGAGCAUAGAAACCUUUAAUCCAGAGGAGACAAGAGCUGAGUCUAAGCGAAAGGCUUGGGGAAAAGUACAAAACGAUCAUAAGAAAUUCAGUGUACCGAAUUCAAGUGACUAUUGCGUCGGUGAUGAUUUGAAGUAUUCUGAAGGAGAUUUUGACGAAGAGAGAGAAGCAAGGGAGAACGAUCCCGAAUUAAAUGAAUUAAAGAGACAGCAUAGUCAAAUGGAUACAUACGAAGAUAAAGAUGGCGUAGUCGUUCAUGAUGAUGUAACAAUUUCUGUGAAUGAAAAUGAGGCUGAAGACAGUAGACUAUUUAAUAAUAAUAAUAAACUGUCAAUGAUUCUUCGUACUGAUUCCAGUGCUGUCUGAAAUCCUGAAACAGCAAAUCCUUAGGAACCCAUUCCACCGAGUUAACCACAAUUUGCUACUAUGGAAACUGUCGUCAAUAUGGUUAGAGAUUUCCCCAAAGUGGUAGCGCAUGAUUUUAACAAGAUGUGUCAUUUUGACAGGAAGAAAAUGUUUUUUAAUGUGUUAUAAUUCUAGAAUACAAACCUUACUAACGCCCAUGGCAUGAUCUUUGGGUUUAGCGCAGCGUAGCAACUGUAGCUUUCUUUUUUUAAAUGCAUAAAAAAUGUUAAAUAAAGGUUCCAAAACCAA